GCAACAAGACUGGAAAGGAAGCUCACCCGAAUUCUUGGCUCGAUCCCGGUGAUUGUGGAUGCGGUGGAUGGUCCUGCAAGCGCCGCAGAGAACAGAGAUCGAGGCCUGAGAAGAGCUCGAGGGGACAUCCUGUCUGUGUUCGAUGCGGACGACCUCAUGCACCCGCAGCGGAUUGAGCUCAUCAGCAAGGCCUUCUUUUCUACGCCGGGCCUCAAGAUGUUGCUGCACAGCUACUACCCACUCUUCAACAACAGCCAGACUCGGACCUGCGUGCGGUACGAUCUCACUGACCGUUUGCGCGUGUUGCCCAGCCGGGACUUAAUGAUGAUGGACCAGACGAGCCAGGCCGCGCACAUGCACGACAUGGUCCACGAGAUCUUCAACUCGGGGGUUGCCAUGCGCCGGGAGGUUGUGGAGCAGUUCACGUACAACGCCACACCUGAGGCGGCUACGAAGGAGGACGACGCCGGCUUCACGCGGGCAGUUGUUCGAGGCUACGGCGGCGUGAAAGACUUGGCUGCGGAGGAGGGCGAGUGGGCACUGCCAGCUGGUAUCGAAGCCCCGGGUGCUCGAUUCUGUAAACGACCAACGAUCCAUAAAUGA
Symbiodinium sp. CCMP2592 is the source of this 603-nucleotide messenger RNA. NCBI's taxonomy places the organism in Eukaryota, Dinophyceae, Suessiales, Symbiodiniaceae. The record is from the annotation of a GenBank genome assembly.